ACGAUUUCUCUCCCCCAAAAACUUGAAAAAAUUCAUCACACGACCACACGGCCCCCACGAUCUCUCUCUCCAGUCCCUCCCCGUGUGCCUUUCAAUCCCCAAUCCGGCGCUCCCGCCCUCCUCGAUCCACCCGCAUUCUCCGAUUUGUCCCCGAAUUUACUCCAAUUCGGGGGGCGCGUGUUCCUUCCCGAGCUGCUGCUGUUUUGGUUUCGAAUCGGAGGGAGGGAUCUCGCCGUGCUGCUUUUCUUCCGCGAAUUUGAGCUGCUCCAUUUUGAGAGGCCAGAGGCGGCGAUUUUUUCUCGUACGGAUUGCGGUUUCCAUGGUCGGUGCUGGAUCGACUGCCAGCGUGGGGUGGUGGUGGUAGUUGGUGUGAGAGUCUCUCCUCUGUGAUCUGCCGCUCUGCGUCGGCCAGACUUGGUGGGCGACGAGCUGGCGCCGUGGCCUCCAGGGAGGCGGCGGCGGCGGCAUGAGCGGCGUGGGGUCACUGGGGCUCAGGUCGUCGGGGAGCUAUGGAUCCUUGCAGCAGUCCAACGGCCAGUCGCCGUCGCCGUCCCCGCCGCUCGGCGCUCGGAAGCCCGGGAAGAUGUCCCUUGGCGGAGCAGGCGCCGGGGGCCGAGGCCUCCUCUUCGCCCGGAUCUGUAAGCUCACCAGCCGUCGCCGGCGGAUGCUCCUCCUCCUCCUCGUAGCCGCCGCCGUGGUGGUCUGCUUCUUCUUCUCGUCACUUGUCAGUAAAGAUGAAGAUGCACCACCUGGUAUUGAAACCAUGCUGGGAUUUUCUGAUCAAGUCCGGAGCUUUGUGAAUCCUGUUUGGACAUCUUCGGGUAGACCAACAAUCCAUGGAGAUUCUUUGAGUAGGAAUGGUUUGAGUACAGCAUCACAGACAGAAAAACAGUCUGGCAGUAGUCAUGAUAAACUUCGGGGUCUCUCGUGGAGCUUCCCACCAUCUGUGGUUCUGGAGCACCAUCCUUGUGAAAAUUUCUCAUUUUCUUCUCCACCUAUUGACAGGAAACGGACUGGACCACGACCAUGUCCUGUUUGUUAUGUGCCUGUUGAGCAGGCCCUGGCAUUGAUGCCAAGCGCACCAUCAUCAUCACCAGUCCUUCGAAGCUUAACUUAUUUGUCUGAUGGUAAUUUGAUUUUGAAAGAGUCAAAUAGCGGCUCUCUGUUUGGAGGUUAUCCAUCAUUGGAAGAGCGAGAUAAGUCAUAUGACAUAAAGGACUCCAUGACAGUUCAUUGUGGAUUUGUGAGAGGGAAGAUACCUGGUGUCAGUACUGGGUUCGACAUAGAUAGAGCUGAUCUUUCUGAGAUGUGGCAGUGCCAGGGGACAGUUGUUGCUUCUGCUAUUUUUGGAAAUUAUGAUUUAAUGCAACAACCAGAAAACGUCAGUAUGUUUUCAAAGGAUACAGUUUGCUUUUUCAUGUUUCUGGAUGAAGAAACAGAAGCAGCAAUAAAGAACACUACAACAAUUGAUAAUUCUAAAAGAAUUGGGCUAUGGCGCGUGGUUGUUGUCCGCAAUCUACCGUAUUCAGAUGCAAGGCGCAAUGGAAAGGUUCCGAAAUUACUACUUCAUCGUCUAUUUCCUAAUGUGAGGUAUUCAAUUUGGAUUGAUGGGAAGCUUAAACUAGUGAGGGAUCCUUAUCAGCUAUUAGAGAGAUUCUUGUGGAGAAAGAAUGUUAGCUUUGCUAUUUCCAGACAUUACAGACGCUUUGAUGUUUUUGAAGAAGCAGAGGCCAACAAGGUUGGUGGAAAGUAUGACAAUGCUUCAAUUGAUUACCAAAUAGAAUUCUACAAGAGAGAAGGUUUAACCCAUUAUUCUCCAGCUAAGCUUCCUAUCACGAGUGAUGUCCCUGAGGGCUGUGUAAUUAUACGGGAGCACAUCCCUAUCACCAACCUCUUCACGUGCCUUUGGUUUAAUGAAGUUGAUCGCUUCACCUCCAGAGAUCAGCUAAGCUUUAGCACAGUGAGAGAUAAAAUAAGGACGCGAGUUAAUUGGGUUGCAGAUAUGUUCCUGGAUUGCGAAAGGCGUGACUUCGUUGUGCAGGCAUAUCACAGAGAAUUGUGGGAACAAAUACUACGAAAUCCGCCUCCACCCCAGCAUCCUUUGGUGCACCAGCAACACAGAAAGAUGCUCCCAGAUAACACUGCAAAGGAACCUGGAAAAGCCUCUGCGCCCAAGAAGUUACCAGCGAAGCGGACACGGGACAAGAAAUCAAGCUCGAAACGAGCUCAUAGAACUAAGGUCACUGGUGGGAAGGAAUUCAUCCAACUGUAAAUCUCGUGGCAAUUUUGCUCCAUACAAUUGCCGUAAAAUUCCGGCAUGGGUUCAUUAUUUAACCUCCAUUCAUUCUCCCCCCCUCUUCAGAGGCUCGAAAAUUUUGUGGAAACUGUUGAUAGAGGAUCAUUUUUUUUGUUUGGUUGUAAAUAAACAUUUUAGAAUAAAGACGCAUUCGAUUAUUCAACUAGGAGCUGCUUCAGUUCAAUAUAUUUUUGAGUUAGCCU
Messenger RNA from Oryza brachyantha (malo sina), 2499 nucleotides. Its product is annotated as probable hexosyltransferase MUCI70. The transcript is spliced from 9 exons. The record is from RefSeq and is a predicted model, not a curated record. The coding region runs from base 467 to 2272 and encodes 601 amino acids. Lineage: Eukaryota; Viridiplantae; Streptophyta; Magnoliopsida; Poales; Poaceae.